This is a messenger RNA of Papaver somniferum (opium poppy), 1461 nucleotides long. Its product is annotated as 3-ketoacyl-CoA synthase 4-like. The transcript is spliced from 3 exons. Bases 1 to 1461 code for a protein of 486 amino acids. Gene Ontology annotation, cellular component: membrane. The record is from RefSeq and is a predicted model, not a curated record. Gene Ontology annotation, biological process: fatty acid biosynthetic process. Gene Ontology annotation, molecular function: acyltransferase activity, transferring groups other than amino-acyl groups. Lineage: Eukaryota; Viridiplantae; Streptophyta; Magnoliopsida; Ranunculales; Papaveraceae.
AUGCAGCAGCUGGAACAAAUGGAUGCAGAUUCAGAAGAUGGAGAUCCAGAACCAAUGCAAUGCUACAAUUUUGGACUUAUCGCGUUAUGUUCUUUUUUCUUUGCCGAAGUUUUAUCUUUCCGGAUUUUUCUUGUUAAGAUUCUAAAGAGGCAACACGUGCGUGUCCAACAUCACAUUAUAUCUUAUUCAAGGUGUAUCGUGGUUUACCUGUUUAUUGUUUCUCUUUACAUGAUGAAACGGCCUCGAACUGUCUAUCUAGUUGAUUUUUCCUGUUAUCGCCCACCUAGUCAUCUUCAAGUUUCAUUUGAAUUACUCAUUGACCGUGUUCAGCGUUAUAGCAACCAGAGUGCCUCAUCUAUUGUAUUCCAACAAAAGAUUCUCGAGCGAUCUGGACUAGGUGAAGAAACUUGUGUUCCAGAAGGCUUGCAUUGCCAUCCACCGGACCGAUGUUUGGCGAUGGGAAGAAAAGAGACGGAGGAAGUUAUGUUUGGAGCUCUGGAUAUUCUUUUCUCAAAUACUAAUGUUAAACCUGAGGACAUUGGUAUUCUUGUGGUGAAUUGCAGUUUGUUUAAUCAUGUCCCAUCGCUUUCCUCCAUGAUCGUUAACAAAUAUAAACUGAGAAGUAAUAUUAAGAGUUUUAGUUUGGGAGGGAUGGGCUGCAGUGCUGGAGUCAUAGCAAUUGAUCUUGCCAAGGACUUACUACAGGCUCAUCGAGACACGUAUGCAAUUGUCUUGAGCACAGAGAACCUUACUCUAUCGGCGUACGAUGGAAACAACAAAUCCAUGAUGGUAACUAAUUGUCUAUUUCGUGUAGGCGGAGCUGCGAUUCUUCUCUCCAACAAAUUUCAAGACAAGCGACAAGCCAAGUACAAAUUAGUUCAUAUUGUGAGAACCCAUUUUGGUUCAAACGACGAAGCAUUUACAUGUGUAAGGCAGGAUGAUGACGAAGCUGGUAAAGUUGGUGUCGCCCUAUGCAAAAGUCUCAUGGAAAUUGCAGGACUGGCACUAAAGACCAACAUCACCACUUUAGGUCCUCUCGUCCUUCCAAUCAGCGAACAACUUCGUUUUAUCACUGUUAUGGUGAUUAAGAAGUUGUGCAAGAACCCGAAAAUAAAGACUUACAUUCCUGAUUUCAAACUUGCAUUUGAGCAUUUCUGUAUACAUGCUGGUGGAAGAGCAAUAGUCGAUGAAAUGGAAAAUAACCUAAAUCUUUCGCCUGCUCAUGUUGAACCUUCACGAAUGACUCUUCAUCGAUUUGGAAACACGUCAUCAAGCUCAAUUUGGUAUGAGUUGGCCUACAUGGAGGCUAAAGGAAGGAUGUGCAAGAACGACCGUGUCUGGCAGAUUGCAUUAGGAAGUGGGUUUAAGUGUAAUAGUGCAGUCUGGGUCGCACUUAAAAAUGUGAAAUCAUGUCCCAAGGGUAAUCCUUGGGAGGAUUGCAUUCAUAAAUAUCCUGUGUAA